UGGGGUUGUUCUCUGCACUGUUCUGCACACAGUCCUCAGCAGCAGUGGAUUACUGAGUGAGAGCUCAAGACCACAGUCCAGCGGGGUGGAAAAGCUCUGGAAAUAUACUGUGCUGGAGGCAUAGUCUUCUCACUGUCUCUGUUUGCUCUCUGGACAAUUACAGCUCACCAACUACAUAGAUUUGACCCCAAAGGACCAGAGAAAAACACAGGGCUGGACAGAGAGAGUGAGUUGCGUGAGAUCUUCUGAAGCAGAUCAUGCCCCCUAGAUAGCAGGCCUGCCCAUUGGACAGGAUGCCCCCCCGGAAGCGGACACGCCCCGCUCUGGGGUUCCUGUGCUGUUUUGGCAGCAGUGAACCCCCGGAGAUCAACCUGAAAGACAGUGUGCCCCUGCAGCUGCUGGAGUUUAGCGCCCCCAUGCCCCCGGCCGAUGAACUCCAUGCACGCUUCUCCGAGUUGGUGGAUGAGCUUGAUCUCACCGAUAAGAACAGGGAGGCCAUGUUCGCUCUGCCAGCUGAGAAGAAAUGGCAAAUAUACUGCAGCAAGAAGAAGGAGCAGGAGGACCCAAACAAGCUGGCCACCAGCUGGCCCGACUACUACAUCGACCGCAUUAACUCCAUGGCUGCCAUGCAGACCUUGUUUGCCUUCGAUGAGGAGGAGAUGGAAAUGAGGAACAAAGUGGUGGAAGACCUGAAAACAGCACUCCGCACUCAGCCAAUGAGGUUUGUGACGCGCUUCAUCGAGCUGGACGGCCUAACGUGCCUGCUCAACUUCCUGAAGAGCAUGGACUACGAGACGUCGGAGAGCCGCAUCCACACCUCCAUCAUCGGCUGCAUCAAGGCGCUCAUGAACAACUCGCAGGGCCGCGCCCACGUGCUGGCCCACCCCCAGAGCAUCAACACCAUCUCCCAGAGCCUGCGCCAGGACAACAUCAAGACCAAGGUGGCAGUGCUGGAGAUCCUGGGCGCCGUCUGCCUGGUGCCUGACGGCCACAAGAAGGUCCUGCAGGCCAUGGUCCACUACCAGAAGUACGCUGCAGAGAGGACUCGUUUCCAGACACUGCUGAACGAGCUGGACAGGAGUACCGGACGCUACAGAGAUGAGGUCAACCUGAAGACCGCCAUCAUGUCAUUCAUCAAUGCUGUGCUCAAUGCAGGAGCCGGGGAGGACAACCUGGAGUUCCGGCUCCACCUCAGGUACGAGUUUCUGAUGCUGGGCAUCCAGCCAGUGAUUGACAAGCUGAGAGGACACGAGAACGCCACUCUGGACAGACACUUGGACUUCUUCGAGAUGGUGCGGAAUGAGGACGACUCAGAGCUGGCCAAACGGUUUGACAUGGUGCAUGUAGACACGAAGAGCGCCGGCCAGAUGUUUGAGCUGAUCAAGAAGAAGCUGACCCACACGGACGCUUACCCCUACCUGCUGUCCAUUCUGCAGCACUGCCUUCAGAUGCCCUACAAGCGCGGAGCGGGCAGCCUGCAGCAGUGGCAGCUCCUUGACCGGAUCCUACAGCAGAUCGUCCUGCAGGACGAGAAGGGGGACGACCCUGAUGUCGCGCCCCUGGACAACUUCAGCGUCAAGAGCAUCAUCCGAAUGCUGGUGAAUGAGAACGAGGUCAAACAGUGGAGAGACCAGGCAGAGAAGUUCAGGAAAGAGCAUGCAGAGCUGCUAGGGCGGUUGGAGCGGAAGGAGCGUGAGUGUGAGACCAAAACCCAAGAGAAAGAGGACAUGAUGAGGACUCUCAACAAGAUGAAGGACAAGCUACAGAGGGAGGGCGUGGAGCUGCGGAGUGCCCGGGAGCAAGUGCUGGAUCUGUCCUCCCGCAUCAACGACAUCUCAGGUGGCAGUGUCUCUUUCCUGGCUCCCCCUCCACCUCCUGGAGAUCCUCUGGCUCCUCCCCCGCCUCCUAUGAUGGGCGACUUCCCUCCUCCCCCUCCUCCUCUUCCCUUCUCCUGCCCACCCCCUCCACCGCCGCCUCCUCCCCCAGGAGGCCCACCUCCUCCUCCCGGAGCUCCGCCCCUCUUCUGCCCAGGAAUACCACCACCUCCAGGUCCACCCGGGCCCCCAGCGUUCAGCACUGCCACCACCCUGCGCACCAAGUCCAUCCCACAGCCCUCACAUCCACUCAAGUCCUUCAACUGGUCUAAGCUGGGCGAGAACAAGAUCCAUGGCACCAUCUGGCAUGACAUUGAUGACCUGAGGGCCUUCAAGAUCCUGGAUCUUAAGGACAUUGAGAAGAUGUUCUCAGCCUACCAGAGACAGCAGGAGCUGCUCACUAACCAAUCCUUCAAGCAGAAAGAGUCAGGCUCCAUGGAUGACCUGUACAUGAGCACGCGCAAGGUGAAGGAGCUGUCAGUCAUCGAUGGCCGCCGGGCCCAGAACUGCGUCAUCCUGCUCUCCAAGUUGAAAAUGAGCAAUGAGGAGAUCAAAAGAGCAAUACUGGAGAUGGACGAGAGGGAGGAGCUGGCUAAGGAUAUGCUGGAGCAGCUGCUGAAAUUUGUCCCAGAGAAGAGUGACAUAGACCUGCUGGAGGAGCACAAACACGAGCUGGAGCGCAUGGCGCGUGCCGACCGCUUCCUGUUUGAGAUGAGCAGGAUCGACCACUACCAGCAGAGACUCCAGGCUCUGUUUUUCAAGAAGAAGUUUGUCGAGCGCCUGGCAGAAGCCAAGCCGAAGGUUGAAGCUAUCCUGUGUGCGUCUCGGGAGGUGAUUCGGAGCAAGCGUCUGACGCAGACGCUGGAGGUGGUCCUUGCCUUUGGAAACUUCAUGAACAAAGGCCAGAGAGGCAACGCCUAUGGCUUCAAGGUAUCCAGCCUCAACAAGAUUGCGGACACGAAGUCCAGCAUAGACAGGAAUAUCACCAUGCUGCAUUACCUAAUCAUGAUCUUUGAGAAGAACUACCCUGAUGUCCUCCACAUCCAGGAAGACCUGCACAGUGUACCUGAGGCUGCCAAAGUCAAUCUUGCUGAGCUGGAGAAGGAGGUAUACAGCAUCAAGAGUGGACUGAAGGCUUUAGAGGCAGAGCUGCAGUAUCAGCAGAGCCGUGUGCGGGACCGCGGGGACAAGUUCGUCCCAGUGGUCAGCGACUUCAUCACAGUGGCCAGCUUUAGCUUCUCGGAGCUUGAAGACCAGCUGAAUGAGGCCAAGGACAAGUUUGUGAAGGCUUUGAAGCACUUUGGGGAGGACCAGGGCAAGAUGCAGCCGGACGAGUUCUUUGGGAUUUUCGAUACCUUCCUGCAGUCGUUCAGCGAAGCCAGGCAGGACCUAGAGAACAUGCAGCGCCGCAAAGAAGAGGAGGAGAGGAGGGCACGCAUGGAGGCCAUGCUGAAAGAGCAGCGCGAGAGGGAGCGGCGUGCCAAGAAGAGCAUGAGCGGCAGCGUCUCGGAGGAGGUGGGCGAGUUCGACGACCUGGUGUCGGCGCUGCGGUCCGGGGAGGUCUUCGACAAGGACCUGUCCAAGCUCAAGCGCAACCGCAAGCGCUCCGGCAAAGAGCUGGUGGAGGGCAGCGGGCGCGAGAGGCCCGUCACCAAGGUCAACUAUUAA
Molecule: messenger RNA, 3542 nt
Organism: Megalops cyprinoides (Indo-Pacific tarpon)
Lineage: Eukaryota; Metazoa; Chordata; Actinopteri; Elopiformes; Megalopidae
Gene: daam2
Product: dishevelled associated activator of morphogenesis 2
Exons: 26
Coding region: 294-3542 (1082 amino acids)
Biological process (GO): negative regulation of oligodendrocyte differentiation; positive regulation of canonical Wnt signaling pathway; actin cytoskeleton organization
Molecular function (GO): actin binding; small GTPase binding
Source: RefSeq, a predicted model, not a curated record